UCUAAAUGUUGCAUGUAUUUUUCACCAUAUGGUUACAUAUUUCUCGACAAUUCCUUAAAUGGCUUUCAUGGUUUCAUGAUUUCAUCAUAUCAGGACUUGUAGGUUUUUGAAAGGCUUCUAUUUGUCGUCUUAAAAAAGAGGCUCGUUCUGAUGAGACGUUCGCCCAGCCAAUCCAAGCGAUUCGUUUGAAAAGCAACCGAAACUGUGAACUCAUUCAUAUGCAAGUUUUCCGUAUUCGUUCUGUAUAUGAAAUGCGUCACUUCGCAUCGAUUAAAUGUGCUGUUUGUCGAUGUCAUCGCCAUCCAACAAAAAGAUUACUUUCUUCCGUUUUGAAGCGUUAACUGGAACUAAUGCUCAGUUGCAGGGAAACUGUUGAAGGCGUAACGUUCCUUUUCAAAUAGUACAAUUUACUUUUUUUCUAUGUGGAUACAUAUAUCUUUUCGUUCUGUAGCUUACGGUCAAACUGAGUUCGGAAACAUAUUUCUUGAAGAAUUUCCCACACCUGCUCAUUUAGUGAAAGCUAAUCAAGGGCAAUCGCAUAAAAUUCAAAUAUCAUUCGCAAUUAACUAAUGCAUAGUGAGUGGUUCCAGUGUUUAAUUACCUCGGGAUGUUACCUACUUGCUCAGGAUCUUUUUAUGAAUGUAUAGGAAUAAGUGGCACUGAGUUUGCAUAGACACUCAGUUAAAAGUAAUAGGGAAUAUUAAGAGUUAUUCCCUCAGAAUCAAUAAAAUAAUAAAUGAAUGAUUCAAUAAAAAGUAACAUUUGCCGUAAAAUUUCAAAUUAUCUCAGUUUUAAUAACAAAAUGGGGACAUUUUGUUCUUUAUAAAUUAUAAAGAUAGAGAAUGCUUUUCGUGAGUGUUUUGAAGUGAACCUAAAAGGAGUGCCUUCUGAUCUCUGUGAAAUUUACUUUACAUGUAAAAGGUCGCAAGAAAUUCGUAUUGUGAAACAGUUGCAAUUUUUUAGUAAAACAAUAGAAUGAAACGCUGAACACCUCUUCCUUUUAUUCUGGAUUAACUGGUUAUGCCCAAUAAAACCCACGUAAUGCGCGCCAACAGCCUGGAGAUGAUUCCGAGCCUGAAAAUCUCAAACGGAUCUGCCUCGAGUGACCUGCAAUCUGAGCCGAAACAAUACAGACGAGUAAAUUUUUUGUGGCUGCUGCAUAUGCUGAGGAGGAGUACCUCUCCUGCGAUACAGAGUGACUGCGAAUUGGCACCAGGAUCUGAUGGUAGCGAGCUCCAAACUAUUCUUGCUCCAAAUAAUGAAAAGGAAGCUCCAGACGUCUGUUUGCUAAAAGACAGCCCAUUCAGGAUUUUGCGGGCUGCGGAGUCCGGUAACCUUGACGACUUCGCAAGACUUUUUCAAGGGGACAACACUAGGCUUUCAAUUCGCGAUGGCAAAGGACGAACGGCAGCUCAUCAAGCAGCUGCACGUAAUCGGGUUAACAUUCUACAAUUUAUACGUGACCAACAAGGCGAUCUCAACGCCCAGGAUGCUGCGGGGAACACACCCCUUCACAUAGCAGUGGAGAAUGAUUCUUACGAUGCAUUAGACUAUCUGUUGUCUAUACAUGUCAACACAGGGAUUUUGAACGAGAAGAAGCAGGCCCCCAUUCACUUGGCCACUGAGACCAAUAAAGUCAAAGCGCUUCAAAUCAUGGGCAAAUACCGGAACAUAAUCGAUAUACAACGUGGGGGAGAACACGGCCGUACAGCGCUGCACUUGGCUGCCAUUUACGAUCACGAGGAGUGUGCGCGGAUCCUGAUCACUGAGUUCGGUGCAUGCCCACGUAAACCGUGCAAUAAUGGUUACUAUCCUAUUCACGAAGCAGCUAAAAAUGCUAGCUCAAAAACUAUGGAAGUGUUUUUUCAGUGGGGUGAAUCGCAAGGGUGUACACGUGAGGAGAUGAUAUCUUUUUAUGAUUCAGAAGGCAAUGUGCCUUUGCACUCCGCUGUCCACGGAGGGGAUAUAAAAGCUGUUGAACUAUGCCUAAAAUCAGGAGCGAAGAUAUCUACCCAGCAACAUGAUUUAUCAACGCCGGUACACUUAGCUUGUGCGCAGGGAGCUAUAGACAUCGUUAAGCUAAUGUUUACUAUGCAGCCUCAAGAGAAGCGUAUCUGCCUAGGAUGCACAGAUGUCCAAAAAAUGACUCCACUGCACUGCGCUUCAAUGUUUGACCAUCCAGAAAUCGUAGAAUACUUAGUGUGUGAAGGCGCCGACAUGAAUGCCUUAGAUAAAGAACAUAGAUCUCCACUUCUACUGGCAGCAUCUCGAAGCGGAUGGAAAACAGUACUUUGUUUAAUACGAUUAGGAGCGCGCAUCAAUAUGAAGGACGUUAAUAAUCGCAACAUCCUGCACUUUGUCAUAAUGAAUGGCGGACGCUUGGGAGAAUUUGCUGAAGAAGUCGGUAAGACACAAUCGAAAGCACAACUCGUUCAACUCUUGAAUGAGAAAGACAAUACGGGCUGUUCGCCAUUACAUUAUGCCAGCCGAGAAGGCCACAUUCGAUCUUUAGAAAAUCUAAUACGCCUCGGUGCUUGUAUCAAUCUCAAGAAUAACAACAACGAAAGCCCUUUGCACUUUGCUGCAAGAUACGGGCGUUUCAAUACAGUCAAACAGCUACUAGAUUCAGAAAAAGGGACAUUCAUCAUUAAUGAAAGCGAUGGAGAGGGCUUGACUCCUUUACAUAUUGCUUCGCAACAAGGCCAUACUAGAGUAGUUCAACUGCUCUUAAAUAGAGGAGCUCUUCUUCAUCGCGAUCACAAUGGACGCAAUCCCCUACACUUAGCGGCUAUGUCCGGCUAUACACAAACCAUUGAACUACUUCAUUCAGUGCACUCCCAUUUAUUAGACCAGGUGGAUAAAGAUGGGAACACAGCCUUACAUCUCGCAACGAUGGAGAACAAACCAAAUGCAGUUGCUGUUUUACUAUCCAUGGGCUGCAAGCUUCUGUAUAACUACAUGGACAUGAGUGCAAUCGACUAUGCCAUUUACUAUAAAUAUCCAGAAGCUGCUUUGGCUAUGGUGACACACGAGAAUCGUGCCAGUGAAGUAAUGGCAAUGAAGUCCGAUAAGCAUCCAUGCGUAACCCUAGCAUUAAUCGCAUCCAUGCCUCGAGUGUUUGAGGCUGUCCAGGACAAAUGUAUUUCAAAGGCCAAUUGUAAAAAGGACUCCAAGAGCUUUUAUAUUAAAUAUUCGUUCUCUUGUCUUCAAUGCCCAUCAAUAUACGCUCAAGUUGACGAGCGAACUGGAGAAGCAGUUGCGAUAAGUGAACCAAUUCCAUUGCCAGCAUUAAAUAUAAAAUAUUCGUUUUGGCCGUAUCAAAAAUCAAAAGAACAAAUCGAAUUAAAACGCUUGACACUGAAUGAUCCUAACUGGAGACCGCAGCCCUUACUUGUAAUAAACACAAUGGUCAGCCAUGGCCGAGUUGAACUCCUCGCCCAUCCACUCAGCCAAAAAUACCUUCAAAUGAAAUGGAACUCAUACGGGAAGUAUUUUCACCUAGCAAAUCUCCUUUUCUAUAGUGUAUUCCUAAUUUUUGUAACCAUAUAUUCAUCACAAAUGAUGAAUCACAUUGAGCAACGAAACGUUACGCAAUUUUUUGAAUCAAUUAUGAUCGAUUCUAAUGGAGUGAUGCUCAUUACACCGAAGGAAUAUAUCAGCAAGAACACGGUCAUCGUUGUUUCAGCAAUCGGAAUCAUCGCCUACAUCAUAUUGAACUCUAUUCGCGAAGCAGUUCAAAUUUAUCAACAGAAGAUCCAUUAUAUCCUGGAAGUGGUCAAUAUAAUUUCGUGGAUCCUACAUAUCUCAGCGUUAAUGAUGGUUCUACCCGUAUUCAGUGCAAACAAUGAAGUCACCACCAUACACUAUUCAGCGGCUUCAAUUACGGUGUUCUUAUCGUGGUUUAAAUUGCUUCUCUUCCUCCAAAGAUUCGAUCAGGUGGGGAUCUACGUGGUAAUGUUCCUUGAGAUUCUCCAAACGUUGAUUAAAGUAUUGUUGGUUUUCUCUAUUUUAAUAAUUGCGUUUGGAUUAGCAUUCUUCAUACUUCUCUCGAAGAUUGCCAGCGAUCAAGCAAAUCAUCUAUCUUUCUCAAAUAUACCAAUGUCGCUGAUGAGAACAUUCUCAAUGAUGUUAGGUGAAUUGGAUUUUGUCGGCACUUAUGUUAAUCCUUUCUACAAUAACCAGCUGAAGCUAGCGAUUCCAUCUUUCGUUAUUCUGAGUCUCUUUAUGAUUCUGAUGCCCAUUCUCCUGAUGAACCUGCUCAUCGGUUUGGCUGUAGGCGAUAUUGAGUCAGUUCGGAGAAAUGCUCAAUUGAAGCGAUUAGCUAUGCAGGUAGUUCUACACACUGAACUGGAACGAAAACUGCCUCAAAUGUGGCUUGAGAAAGUUGACAAAAUGGAGUUAAUCGAGUAUCCCAACCAUACCAAGUGUAAAUUGGGAUUUUUAGAUUCGGUUCUUCGUAAAUGGUUUUAUAAUCCCUUCAGUGAAGAUAGUUCGUCAAUUCAAGGUGCAAUGGAUAUGGCUCUCGAUACAAACGACGAUUUCAUAGACACAGAAAUAGCAAAGCAGAAACGAAAACUUAAGGAAAUCAGUAGAGUUUUGGAACAACAGCAUCAACUUCUGCGUUUAAUUGUUCAAAAAAUGGAAAUAAAAACGGAAGCAGACGAUGUCGACGAAGGCGUAUCCCCUUCAGAGCUACGUCCUUUAAGCGCUUACAGCACGGGCACAUCCAGAUGGACCUCCCCGCGAAUCCGCAAGAAACUGGCAGCUGCACUGAGCUUCAAUAAAAGCAUGGGUUAAUCAAAAUAUUGAUGUUAAUGUUAAUUCAAUGUUUACAUGUGUUUAUAAAUGUCUUGGAAAAAUUAUUUUACAAAUUAUUGAUUCAUGUAUUUUUCUGUCACCAAGAACGUCAGCUACAUAAAAACGUUGAUUUCAGGAAAUAAUUUACCAGAACAAUAAAUGUUAUGUUUUCAUUGUUUGUUUUAAAUAAAAUGAUUCAUAUGACACCUCUA
This is a messenger RNA of Hermetia illucens (black soldier fly), 5009 nucleotides long. It is a transcript of the gene TrpA1, whose product is annotated as transient receptor potential cation channel subfamily A member 1. Gene Ontology annotation, molecular function: protein binding; monoatomic ion channel activity. Gene Ontology annotation, biological process: transmembrane transport; monoatomic ion transport. Gene Ontology annotation, cellular component: membrane. The record is from RefSeq and is a predicted model, not a curated record. Lineage: Eukaryota; Metazoa; Arthropoda; Insecta; Diptera; Stratiomyidae. The transcript has 19 exons. The coding region runs from base 1021 to 4797 and encodes 1258 amino acids.